GCCGCGCUCCUGGCUCGGCGGGUCCGGAUCGGGAUCGGCCUCGAGCGGGGGGCCCGGGCGGCGGCUGCGGCGCCGCCUCCUGCUCCGCGGCGUCCACUCGCACCCUCGGAGAGGGGCUCGCGCUGCCCCCGGGGGAGGGCGGUCGGGCAGGGACACCUUCAGCCGCCGGCAGCUCCGCACUCCCCGCUACUGGGAAGCUCUCGAGCCUCGCUGACUGCUGCCGGGCGUCCGACCGGGCUACUAGCAGAAGAUGGUGGAUCGAUUGGCAAACAGUGAAGCAAAUACUAGACGUAUAAGUAUAGUAGAAAACUGUUUUGGAGCAGCCGGACAACCCUUGACUAUUCCUGGACGAGUUCUUAUUGGAGAAGGAGUAUUGACUAAGUUGUGUAGAAAGAAGCCAAAAGCAAGGCAGUUUUUCCUAUUUAACGAUAUUCUUGUCUAUGGCAAUAUUGUCAUUCAGAAGAAAAAAUAUAACAAGCAGCAUAUAAUUCCCCUGGAAAAUGUCACUAUUGAUUCCAUCAAGGAUGAGGGGGACCUACGGAAUGGAUGGCUUAUCAAGACACCAACUAAAUCAUUUGCUGUUUAUGCUGCCACAGCUACUGAAAAAUCAGAAUGGAUGAAUCACAUAAAUAAGUGUGUUACAGAUUUACUCUCCAAAAGUGGGAAGACUCCCAGUAAUGAGCACGCUGCUGUCUGGGUACCUGACUCUGAGGCAACUGUGUGUAUGCGUUGUCAGAAAGCAAAAUUUACUCCCGUUAAUCGUCGUCACCAUUGUCGCAAAUGUGGCUUUGUUGUGUGUGGGCCCUGCUCUGAAAAGCGAUUUCUUCUGCCUAGCCAGUCUUCUAAGCCUGUGCGGAUUUGUGAUUUCUGCUUUGAUCUGCUUUCUUCUGGGGACUUGGCUACAUGUCAGCCUACUAGAUCAGACUCCUAUAGCCAAUCGCCUAAGUCCCCUUUGAAUAAUGUAUCUGAUGAUGAAGAUGAUGAAGAUAGUAGUGACUAAAGAUAUGAAAGUAUUUUCAGAAACAGAAUUGAGUGUGAUCAGAGAUAUCUGCUUUGGGGGUGAUUUAUUAUUGUGGCCUCCAGAAAUUUCAUUCUAGCCAUAAAUUUACCUGAGAAACUUCCAACCUAUGUGCCUCAGUAUAUUCUAUAGAAAAUGGUUUCACUCUUCUGCAGGGAUAGACUAUUACAAAUGUAUCACAUAAUUUUCCACCUUCUUGUACUUGAGUUUUUCUAGACUAUCCUUUUCGUAUAAGGUUGGAAAAAUUCAGUUAGCUUUUUAAAAAAUUAAUAAAUCAUAUGCUAUGUUGAUAUUUUCAUCAUUUCUGUAUUUUGGUAUAAAAGAAAAUUAAAGCAUCAUAAAAUUAUGGAAAACUGAAUGUACUUUUGAAUUAAUAAGUUAUUUACAUAAGAUUAGUUUUUCUAACCAUACUAUCUAGUGAUUAAGGCCCCCUAACAAACAUAAGUUGUCAUUUAUUUGGCAUGACUUUGUUUUAUUUUUGAUUUUGUAUGCCAUGUAGUGCCUUAAAUUGAUAGCACAGUUACAGGAAAUAAGCCCCUAUGUUCUCACUUUUUCAAAUGUUGUAAACAAGAGAAAAACCCAUUGGUGCUAUUUGAGAUAAAUAUCACAAAAUUAAUUGCUUACGAAAGGAAGUCCUAACCAUGGCUUCCAAUUUGGAGGUAGUCAUUUCCACAUGGGCAGGUUUGUCCCAUAAAAUAGUUUAGAGCGAUUAUAUUCUUACGUUUUUAUAGGUACCAAAUUGUAUUUGACAAGCCAGAAUUUUACAUUAAUAAGGCUGUCAAGUUUAAGAAUUUACUUUCCAAUUUAUCAAGUUUAUUUUAAGCCUUUUCAGUACUGUUAGUCUCUAAUUUUAGUAAGAAUUAUUUUAAAAAGUAAAUUGAAUGGCUUUAAAAGUUGAAACUAAAAUGAAAAAUUUCCCUCUGAUUCAGUGAUAAAUGAAUGAAAAGUAACUUGUUAACAAUGGAAAAGGAACUUGGGCCUGAAAAGUUGGAAUUAAAUAAUUUGCAUAAAUGAUCAGUGCAGAAAAUAUCUUUAAUAUACUUAAAUUUGAACAGAUUUCUAUCUUUAGAGGUCUUCUUAGCCCAGUAUAAAAUAAACGUUGAACUUAAAAUUAAUAGUAUGCUAGGUUUUGUAAAGUUUUGUAAAAUCCCAAACUAUAUUUCUAUUUUUGUAAAAUGGUAGUAUGUUUAAUUUGUUUCUGAUGUCUUUUUUGAAAUCCAUGAAAAUAGAGUAGCAAAUGAUCUUUCAAAAUUGUGAGCUUUGCUCAGUGUGGGUUAUUUUUGAGAAGUGACCAUUUCUGCACUGUUUGCAAACUUCGAGGUAACCAUUAGGUCAAAAGUAUAUUUAUUGAAUAAACCUGUAUGUGUAUUGCACUAGUUUUCCUGUUUGUAUGCUGGAGAUAACUAUAGUGGUUUUUUGUAUAUAAAAAUAAUCAGUUUAAAGUGUAUAAACUAUAA
This is a messenger RNA of Trichosurus vulpecula (common brushtail), 2475 nucleotides long. It is a transcript of the gene PLEKHF2, whose product is annotated as pleckstrin homology and FYVE domain containing 2. NCBI's taxonomy places the organism in Eukaryota, Metazoa, Chordata, Mammalia, Diprotodontia, Phalangeridae. Gene Ontology annotation, molecular function: metal ion binding; phosphatidylinositol binding. The transcript is spliced from 2 exons. Bases 251 to 1000 code for a protein of 249 amino acids. The record is from RefSeq and is a predicted model, not a curated record.